Molecule: messenger RNA, 2211 nt
Organism: Talpa occidentalis (Iberian mole)
Lineage: Eukaryota; Metazoa; Chordata; Mammalia; Eulipotyphla; Talpidae
Gene: BRSK2
Product: BR serine/threonine kinase 2
Exons: 20
Coding region: 7-2211 (734 amino acids)
Biological process (GO): microtubule cytoskeleton organization; intracellular signal transduction; protein phosphorylation
Cellular component (GO): cytoplasm
Molecular function (GO): ATP binding; protein serine/threonine kinase activity; tau-protein kinase activity
Source: RefSeq, a predicted model, not a curated record
GGAGCGAUGACAUCGACGGGCAAGGACGGCGGCGGGGCGCAGCACGCGCAGUAUGUGGGGCCCUACCGGCUGGAGAAGACGCUGGGCAAGGGGCAGACAGGCCUCGUGAAGCUGGGCAUCCACUGCGUCACCUGCCAGAAGGUGGCCAUCAAGAUCGUCAACCGCGAGAAGCUCAGCGAGUCUGUGCUGAUGAAGGUGGAGCGGGAGAUCGCCAUCCUGAAGCUGAUCGAGCACCCGCACGUCCUGAAGCUGCACGACGUUUAUGAAAACAAAAAAUACUUAUACCUGGUGCUAGAACACGUGUCCGGCGGGGAGCUCUUCGACUACCUGGUGAAGAAGGGCAGGCUCACCCCCAAGGAGGCCCGCAAGUUCUUCCGGCAGAUCAUCUCCGCCCUGGACUUCUGCCACAGCCACUCCAUCUGCCACAGGGACCUGAAGCCCGAGAACCUGCUGCUGGACGAGAAGAACAACAUCCGCGUGGCCGACUUCGGGAUGGCGUCGCUGCAGGUGGGGGACAGCCUGCUGGAGACCAGCUGCGGGUCCCCCCACUACGCCUGCCCCGAGGUCAUCCGGGGGGAGAAGUACGACGGGCGCAAGGCGGACGUGUGGAGCUGCGGGGUCAUCCUGUUCGCGCUGCUCGUGGGGGCGCUGCCCUUCGACGACGACAACCUGCGGCAGCUGCUGGAGAAGGUCAAGCGCGGCGUGUUCCACAUGCCCCACUUCAUCCCGCCCGACUGCCAGGGCCUGCUGCGCGGCAUGAUCGAGGUGGACGCCGCGCGGCGCCUCACGCUCGAGCACAUUCAGAAGCACACGUGGUACAUAGGAGGCAAGAACGAGCCGGAGCCGGAGCAGCCGGUCCCCCGCAAGGUGCAGAUGCGCUCGCUGCCCAGCCUGGAGGACAUCGACCCCGACGUGCUGGACAGCAUGCACUCGCUGGGCUGCUUCCGGGACCGCAACAAGCUGCUGCAGGACCUGCUGUCGGAGGAGGAAAACCAGGAGAAGAUGAUCUACUUCCUCCUCCUGGACCGGAAAGAAAGGUACCCCAGUCACGAGGACGAGGACCUGCCCCCCAGGAAUGAGAUAGACCCGCCCCGGAAGCGUGUGGACUCCCCGAUGCUGAACCGGCACGGCAAGCGGCGCCCCGAGCGCAAGUCCAUGGAGGUGCUCAGCGUGACGGACGGCGGCUCCCCCGUGCCUGCGCGGCGCGCCAUCGAGAUGGCCCAGCACGGCCAGAGGUCUAGGUCCAUCAGUGGCGCCUCCUCCGGCCUCUCCACCAGCCCGCUCAGCAGCCCCCGGGUGACCCCGCACCCCUCUCCGAGGGGCAGUCCCCUCCCCACCCCCAAGGGGACGCCGGUGCACACGCCGAAGGAGAGCCCGGCGGGCACACCCACCCCCACGCCGCCGUCCAGCCCCAGCGUGGGUGGGGUGCCCUGGCGCACGCGGCUCAGCUCCAUCAAGAACAGCUUCCUGGGGUCGCCCCGCUUCCACCGCCGGAAACUGCAAGUUCCCACCCCGGAGGAGAUGUCCAACCUGACCCCGGAGUCGUCUCCAGAGCUGGCCAAGAAGUCCUGGUUCGGGAACUUCAUCAGCCUGGAGAAGGAGGAGCAGAUCUUUGUGGUCAUCAAGGACAAACCGCUGAGCUCCAUCAAGGCUGACAUCGUGCACGCCUUCCUGUCGAUCCCCAGCCUGGGCCACAGCGUCAUCUCACAGACGAGCUUCAGGGCCGAGUACAAGGCCACGGGGGGCCCAGCGGUGUUCCAGAAGCCAGUCAAGUUCCAGGUGGACAUCACCUACACGGAGGGCGGGGAGGCGCAGAAGGAGAACGGCAUCUACUCGGUCACCUUCACGCUGCUGUCAGGCCCCAGCCGGCGCUUCAAGAGGGUGGUGGAGACCAUCCAGACCCAGCUGCUGAGCACGCACGGCCAGCCCUCCGCCCAGCACUUGGCAGACACCACUAACUGUAUGGAAAUGAUGACGGGGAGGCUUUCCAAAUGUGGCAGCCCAUUGAGUAACUUCUUUGACGUAAUUAAACAACUUUUUUCAGACGAGAAGAACGGGCAGGCGGCCCAGGCCCCCAGCACGCCCAAGCGGAGUGCCCAGGGCCCCCUCGGUGACGGCACGGCCGCGGGCCCUGGCCGGGCUGCCGAGUACCCAGCGGGCGAGGACACGGCCGAGACGGGGCUGCCCGCCGCCCCCCGCGAGCAGCCUUAG